Messenger RNA from Funneliformis mosseae, 348 nucleotides. The record is from the annotation of a GenBank genome assembly. NCBI's taxonomy places the organism in Eukaryota, Fungi, Glomeromycota, Glomeromycetes, Glomerales, Glomeraceae.
AUGGCGCAAUUGCCUUCUUAUAAAGAUCGUAACUUCAUAGCUAUUAUUGGUGAUGAGGAUUCGGUGACAGGCCUUUUGUUGGCCGGCAUAGGUCAUGUCAACGGUCCAAAAAAGAAUUUUCUCGUCGUUGAUAAUAAAACCCCUAUAUCAAAGAUAGAAAACACUUUUGUCGAAUUUACCAGCAGAAAAGACAUUGCGAUCGUUCUUAUCAAUCAACAUGUCGCCGAUGACAUUCGUCAUCUUGUAGAUGAUCAUGAUCAAGCUUUUCCAACAGUACUCGAAAUUCCAUCUAAAGAUCAUCCUUACGGUAUCAUCAUAAGAUUUAUUUAUAUCUUUUUAUUCGUAUGA